GUUGUUAUUGUCUCGCGAUAUCUGUAUUAGUAUAAAAUUUAUUGCAGCGCCAGUAGUGUCAGUGAUCUGAAGUUUGUGUGGGUUAUUUGCUGGUUAAACUUUUACAGGAGUACAUCAUGUCUUCAGGGAAAGCUCAUAUAGGAAAACCUGCUCCAGACUUCCAGGUCACAGCUCUGAUGCCAGAUGGACAGUUCAAGGAACUCAAGCUCUCUGAUUACAGGGGGAAGUAUGUUGUGUUAUUUUUCUAUCCUCUGGAUUUCACAUUCGUCUGCCCAACUGAGAUAGUUGCUUUCAGUGAUCGUGCAGAAGAGUUCAGAAAGAUAAAAUGUGAAGUGAUUGGGGCAUCUGUCGAUUCACAGUUCUGCCACUUAGCAUGGACCAAAUCUCCUAGGAAACAAGGAGGACUGGGUGAGAUAAAUAUUCCUUUGGUGGCAGAUGUAAAGCGCACAAUUGCUAAAGAUUAUGGUGUCCUUAAAGAAGAUGAUGGAAUUUCUUACAGAGGUUUGUUUGUAAUUGAUGACAAGGGUAUACUUCGUCAGAUAACCAUUAAUGAUCUUCCUGUUGGGCGCUCUGUUGAUGAAACAUUAAGACUGGUGCAAGCCUUCCAAUUCACAGAUAAGCAUGGAGAAGUGUGCCCAGCAGGCUGGAAACCUGGAAGUGACACAAUCAAACCAGAUGUCAAGAGCAGCAAAGAAUUUUUUGCAAAGCAGUAGUUUGGCAUUAUGGACAUUUGUGUGAAGAAAUAGUGGACUUGAAUAUUUCUGUAGUGCACUGAUCCAAGCCUUUUUGAGGUUGGAGCAAUCUUCUGGCUAUAUCUAGAGUAAAACUGGCACUUAAACUAUUA
Protopterus annectens (West African lungfish) is the source of this 844-nucleotide messenger RNA. It is a transcript of the gene PRDX1, whose product is annotated as peroxiredoxin 1. The transcript has 6 exons. The coding region runs from base 117 to 713 and encodes 198 amino acids. Lineage: Eukaryota; Metazoa; Chordata; Ceratodontiformes; Protopteridae. The record is from RefSeq and is a predicted model, not a curated record. Gene Ontology annotation, cellular component: cytosol. Gene Ontology annotation, molecular function: thioredoxin peroxidase activity. Gene Ontology annotation, biological process: response to oxidative stress; leukocyte activation; hydrogen peroxide catabolic process.